This is a messenger RNA of Procambarus clarkii (red swamp crayfish), 796 nucleotides long. The record is from RefSeq and is a predicted model, not a curated record. NCBI's taxonomy places the organism in Eukaryota, Metazoa, Arthropoda, Malacostraca, Decapoda, Cambaridae.
GCUGGCUCUAAAGGUGUAAAGUCAGUGACACUGGAGCUUGGGGGCAAAUCUCCACUCAUAAUAUUUGAGGAUGCUGACAUGAAGAAUGCUGUCAAAGCCACAUUGAUGGCAAACUUUCUCUCUCAGGGUCAGGUGUGUUCUAAUGGAACUAGGGUGUUUGUUCAGAGCAGUAUUGCCAGUGAGUUUAUCAAGAAAUUGGUGGAUGCAACUAAAAGACUCAAGCUUGGAGAUCCAUUUGGUGAAGAUACUACUGUAGGAGCAACUAUUCAUGAAGAGCAUGCCAAAAAGGUUCUUGAUUUUAUUGCAUCUGCCAAGGAAGAAGGUGCAAGAGUACUGUGUGGAGGAGAACGUGUGAUACAACCCGGGAAGCUACGCGGUGGGUGGUACCUAUCACCAGCUGUGUUGGUCAACUGUAAAGAUCAAAUGAAGGUUGUGAAGGAAGAGGUAUUUGGUUCAGUUGCAUCAGUACUGGAGUUUGAUUCGGAGGAAGAAGCUGUUAAGCGAGCCAAUGACACGGACUUUGGCCUAGCAGGAGGAGUGUUUACAAAAGAUAUCCACCGUGGUCAUAGAGUGGCUAAUGCUAUUGAAGCUGGAACUGUGUGGAUCAACACUUACAAUUUAUACCCAACAGAAAUUCCUUUUGGUGGCUACAAACAUAGUGGAAUUGGUCGAGAAAAUGGUCAUACUGCAGUAGAUAACUUCACUCAGACACGCACAAUAUAUGUGGAGAUGGGAAAUGUUGAUUGUGGACCUUUAUACCAAGAAUAAGGUUUCCAAUCUUUUUAUUUGAAUUAUA